Molecule: messenger RNA, 1225 nt
Organism: Magallana angulata
Lineage: Eukaryota; Metazoa; Mollusca; Bivalvia; Ostreida; Ostreidae
Exons: 4
Coding region: 13-408 (131 amino acids)
Source: RefSeq, a predicted model, not a curated record
UUUCAGUGCCCUAUGACAAUUUCUGAACUUGGAAGGAUAAACUCCCUGAAUGUUAGGGAGAGAGUUUCUGUGAAAGGAGAGGUCACAAAAGUUUCUGAUGUAAUGCAUAGCAACAGUACGAAGAGACGAACUGUGACUUUAUCAGACGGCAAUGCUGCCAUUGAAGUGAAGUUAUGGGGGGAGUUGGUAGAUUCCAUAGCGGCUGUUGGUUCGACAGUUGUAGUCACAUGUGUACAUGUCGACAUAUACCAAGAGAAACGUUCAUUGAACUCUUCUGGGAGUACUGAAGUCAAGAUUGUGGACACAGAGGAAGAUUUUUCGGGGACUGUCAAUGGAGUGUCCUUUGAUGAAUCUAACCUAUCCAUUCCUGUGGAUGAGGACUUUAUGUCCUGUAGUUCAGAGCAGUAAAAGGAACUGUUUCCAGAAUCAACAUUUGUGGAGAAUGUGAAAGUCAGGGGGACAAGAAGAAGAUCGAUAAUAAUGUCUAUGUAAGACAUGUUGUUAUUUUCUUAAGUUAUAAAAUAUUAUUUGGAAGAAAAAAGUUUUUAAAAGUUAUUGAAAUAUGAUAUUGAUUAUAAGGAUUAAAAUUAGGAUAAAUUUAUGGUAAAUAAAAAUUUGUUCACGAUGGAGUAUUUGAGCGUAGUUUGAUAUUUUGAUAUUGUUGUUAAUAGUUAUUUUUGAGGUUUGAUGAUUUUAUGGAUAUAGUAUUUAGUUUUCUGAAACAAUGAACCGGAAAAGUUUUCUUAUAUAUUAAUAGCUGUUUUUCACAUUUGGCAGUGAUAAUCCAAUUAAAGCACAAUAAUGAAUUCCUUUAGCUGACCUUAACUAAUCCUUUUCUGCAUAUGGAAAACACAUACCGGUACAUGAAACCAUCUAAUCAAAGAGCUUUGUAAAACUAGUACCCGCUAAUGAGACCUGCAGACCUGUGUUGUGUACGUAACUUCAGACAAAGAUCAGUUAUUUGUAACAUGCAUUUUUAUGACCUAAUCUUCAAAACCCCUUGCACUAUUUUAUUAGGUAAAUAACAGCUUUAAGGUGGUGCAGGACACCUGCAUAUUGUGAUGUAUACUUCCUUAAUUGAGAUAAACAAUAAAGUAUAGAUAUCAAUUAAAUAUUUACCCCCAAAAUAAUGUUACCUAACAUUGAAGCGCAAUGGGUUAGAGCGUUUACAUGUCUGUAAGAGCAUUGAGGUUCAAGGUGUAUUUUUGAUAAUUUUACUAUUGAU